GGGUAAGAAGGUCAAAGUUGAAAUCCAAGAUGGAGGACACGCGUGCGAAAAUUUGAAUCCGUUUUUUCUUUCGCUUUUCUUCUAAAAUUUCUGUCUUUCCAGAAAGCGUAGAUACUUGCGAUAAGUUGUCCGUGAACGUCGCUAAGAUGUUGAAGUCGAAGACGUUUGUGAAGAAGACGAGGAAGGGAGGGGUGAUGAAGAUAGUACGGGAGCACUACCUCCGGGACGACAUCUGGUGCGGCUCGGCGGCGUGUGCGUGCUGCCCCCAGGACAGGCCCGUACUGGAGGCCGGGCCGGAGACAGACAGCUCGCUGUGUGGAUUUCCGCAUUACCUCAUACCGGACACGAACGUCGUCUUACAUCAGAUGGACGUGCUGGCUGACUCUGCCAUCAGGAAUGUGAUCAUCCUGCAGACUGUCCAACAGGAGGUCCGACACAGGAGCGGGACAACCUACCAACGUCUGAGGGACCAGUCCAACAACACUGACAAAAACUUCUACGUCUUCACUAAUGAACAUCACAGAGAAACUUACACAGAACGUGAACAAGGGGAGUCGUCCAAUGACUACAAUGACCGCGUGAUCCGGGUAGCGACCAGGUGGUACAACAAACACCUGCAGGAGAACAGGAAGGUCGUUGACGCCCCUCAGAUCAAGGUCGUACUGCUGACCAAUGACAGGGAAAACAGGGAGAAGGCACAGAAGGAAGGACUGUUGGCGUAUACUGUACACCAAUACGUGAAAGGUCUGAGAGGGAACCCAGAACUGGUAGACAGACUGGCACAAGUGGACAUGGGGGAUAGUACUGAUAGUGAUAUCAAGAAUGAGGCUACAGGACGAGUCUUGUUCCCAGAGCACCUUCCGCUCUCUCAGCUCCAGACCGGGAUCAAGAAUGGCAAGUAUCUCCAGGGGAACUUCAUGGCCAGCAGAGAGAACUACCUGGAAGCUAACGUACUGGUACAUGGGGACGAUUCCAAAUCUGUCUUCAUCCAGGGCCACGCCCAUCUGAACCGUGCGGUGAACGAGGAUGUGGUUGCCGUGGAGAUGCUGCCUGAGGACCAAUGGAAAUGUCCGUCCUCCAUGGUGCUGCAGGACAAGGAUGGGGAUGAGGAGACAUCUGAGCCAGAUUUGGGCUCCCCAAAGAGCAGGAGCAAUGCUAUCCCAUCAGGCCGUGUGGUGGGCAUCAUCAAAAGAAACUGGCGGCCAUAUUGUGGUGUGCUGCAGCCUUCUGGGAUUAAAGAGGCUACUAGACAUCUGUUCAUGCCAGCUGAGAGGAAGAUUCCCAAGAUCCGCAUUGAGACCAGACAGGCAGAGACACUCCAGGGACAGAGGAUAGUGGUCAGCAUAGAUGGCUGGCCAAGAAACUCUAGAUACCCAAAGGGUCAUUUUGUUCGCAAGCUUGGUGAGGUUGGAGACAAGGACACAGAAAACGAGGUCCUUCUGUUGGAACACGACGUGCCGCACCAGCCCUUCUCACAGGCCGUACUCAACUGUCUACCCAGCAUGCCCUGGGGCAUCACCAAGGAGGACCUAGCCUGUAGAGAAGACCUACGUGACAUCCCCAUCUGUAGUGUGGACCCUCCCGGCUGCACAGAUAUCGAUGAUGCGCUACACUAUCUGGAAAGGCCCAAUGGUAACGUGGAGGUUGGAGUUCACAUUGCUGAUGUCACCCACUUCAUCCGCCCUAACACUGCACUUGACCAGGAGGCAGCUAACCGAGGCAAUACUGUGUACCUGUGUGAUAAGAGAAUAGACAUGGUACCAGAACUGCUCAGCUCCAACAUCUGCUCACUUAGAGGCAAGGAGGAAAGAUUUGCCUUCUCGUGUAUAUGGGAAAUGACCAAAGAUGCAGAGAUUGUGUCUACAAGGUUCUGUAAAAGUGUUAUCUGCUCCAAGGCUGCGUUGACGUACGCUGAAGCCCAGUUGAUGAUUGACGAUAAAAACAGGAACGACCCGGUGACAUUUGGACUGCGUGGACUGAAUGCACUGGCCAAGAUUCUCAAGAAACGCAGAAUAGAUGCAGGAGCUUUGACCCUAGCCUCUAUAGAGGUACGUUUCCAUGUGGACAGUGAGACCCACGAUCCCAUUGAUCUAGAGACUAAAGAACUGAGAGAGACAAACUCCAUGGUAGAAGAGUUCAUGUUGCUGGCUAACAUCUCUGUAGCGAGGAAGAUCCUGAGUGACUUCCCAUCCUGUGCCAUGCUGCGCAGACAUCCCCAACCUCCCCCGUCUAACUACGACAUUCUCAUCAAGGCAGGCAAGUCCAAGGGAGUAGACAUUGAGACAGACACCUCCAAGGCUCUGGCGGUGUCGCUGGACCAGGCCACCCUCCCCAGCGAGCCGUACUUCAACACCCUGCUGCGGAUCAUCUCCACACGCUGCAUGAUGCAGGCGCUCUACUUCUGCAGCGGAACUCUCCCCGAGACGGACUACUUCCACUACGGGCUGGCCACACCCAUCUACACUCACUUUACCUCUCCUAUCAGAAGAUACUCAGACAUCAUCGUUCACCGACUGUUAGCUGUAAGCAUCAGUGCCGACAAGUCCUACCCUGACCUGCUGGACAAGUACAAGUCUCAGGCCCUGUGUAACAACCUCAACUUCCGACACAAGAUGGCUCAGUAUGCCGGCAGGGCGUCUGUCCAGCUCCACACACAGCUCUUCUUUAAGAACAAGGUGACAGAGGAGGAAGGCUUUGUCUUGUUUGUGAGAAAGAAUGCAGUCCAGGUUCUCAUCCCCAAGUUUGGUUUCGAGGGAACGAUCUUCCUGAAGGCACAGGAGGGGAGAGGGGAGGACAGCCCGUUUGUGUUUGACGAAGAGGAGUCGUCACAGACUGCAGGUGAGGUGAAGCUGCGGAUGUUUGACCGUGUGGUGGUGCAGAUCACCGUGGAAACAUCCCACAUCCAGCACCAGAAACUCAGGAUCAGGCUCGUCAAGCCAGAGGUUCCAGGGUUCAGUGUCCCUCCAGUCAACAUCAGUGAUAACCUGGAACCUCCUGUCAAAAAGGUUAAAACGUGACCUUUUGCACAUGGUGUAACGGCAAAUUGACAUUUCUAAUCUACGUCAUAAUAAGUCCCUCAGACGUUUGUAGCUGACAUGUGGCUCAGUUUCUUUCCCCUUUUUAAAGUCCAUCAAAACAGUAUUACUGAGUUAUUCUCCAUGCUAGAGCUGGCCUAAAUGUCAGCUGUCAGUGUUCUUGAAGCCGAUAUCACAGAGCAGAAAAAUAGCUCACCAGACAGGUCUGUAUUAAAGUUAUAAAAGGAGAGUUUUGGCAGAAAUAUGCCCAGUGCAAUGCUAUCACUGUACGAUUUUGAGGAAUCUCCCAAAGUUCACAGAUCACUAAGUCCAAUGUAAUGUUAGAUUUUCGGGCCAAAAAUAUGCUGGACUUUCUGGUGAUCUCAACUGCACUUUAUAAAGGCAAAAAGGUCAAACUAUUAUUGUAGUGCCAUUAUCUCUGAUAUACAGUUAGUUGCACCCCCUCUCCAGUGAUCAUUGUUUAGUAGACUUUGCUGACAUGUGCCUGGAUAAAGUGA
Branchiostoma belcheri (Belcher's lancelet) is the source of this 3532-nucleotide messenger RNA. Its product is annotated as exosome complex exonuclease RRP44-like. Bases 147 to 3017 code for a protein of 956 amino acids. Gene Ontology annotation, molecular function: endonuclease activity; 3'-5'-RNA exonuclease activity; RNA binding. Lineage: Eukaryota; Metazoa; Chordata; Leptocardii; Amphioxiformes; Branchiostomatidae. The record is from RefSeq and is a predicted model, not a curated record. The transcript is spliced from 21 exons. Gene Ontology annotation, biological process: rRNA catabolic process. Gene Ontology annotation, cellular component: nuclear exosome (RNase complex); cytoplasmic exosome (RNase complex).